AUGUCUUUCGGCAGGGAAUCCAGUAGUUCGAGCAUCGACCACGGCACUGCUACAUAUGUCGUAGGGCCAGAGAAGACUGUCACCGCGUUGGAAGUCACCGACGAUGUACCAGACAGCCCUGACACCAGGCGAGAUGUUUCCGGCGAUAUCCUCGACGAUGGGCUCCGACGAGGUCUCAAGGGUAGACAUUUCGUGAUCAUUGCCCUCGGCAGUAUCAUCGGACCAGGCACAUUCUACGGCUUGGGCUACGCCAUAUACUUGUCUGGUCCGCUGGGUGCGCUACUUGGGUUCAUCAUUGUUGGAAUCUCCGUGUGGAUAUUGAUGCAAAGUGUUGGCGAGAUGACGACCUUGUUUCCCAUCCAUGGAGGCUUCGUCGAGCAUGCCGGUCGUUUCGUGGAUCCAGCGCUGAGUUUCGCCAUGUCGUGGCUGUACUAUCUCAUGUGGAGUGUCUUCCUCGCUGCAGACUGGAACUCUGCCAUAUUGAUCCUCCGCUACUGGGUGCCCGAGACGACUUUCCCUUCCUACGGCUGGGCCCUCAUUUUCUGGGGAGUUUUCUCCGUCAUCACCCUCCUGGGCGUCAACGUGUACGGCGAGCUGGAGUAUUACUUCGGCAUGUUCAAGUUCAUCUCCCUCAUCAUCCUCUUCCUCCUCUCCAUCGUCGCCAAUGUCGGUGGAUUUGGCGGUGGGUACAUCGGAUUCAGAUACUGGACGAAGCCAACGGGUCCAAUUAUCCAUGGCAUCGACGGAUUCGGACAGGUCUUCGUCCUCGCGGCGGCUUACUACGUUGGCACCGAAAUCAUUUCUCUGGCUGGUGGAGAGUCUAGAAAUCCCAAGAAAGACGUCCCAAGGGCCAUCAACUCUGUGGUAUACCGCAUCUUGGUCGUCUACAUUGGCAUGCCCUUCUUCCAGGGACUUAUAUGUCCCUCCGACUCUCCGGACCUUUUGAACGCAGAUUCCGUGGUUGCAUCGUCACCCUUUACAAUCGGCUUCACCAAAGCAGGGUGGAAGACUUCCGGCCACUUUGUCAAUGCUCUGAUUACCGUGGCGUUUGUCUCCGCCGCCAAUGGAGUGGUGUACGUGCAGUCACGCACGGUCUAUUCUCUUGCCUUGACUGGAAGGGCACCCAAGAUCUUUGCAAAGACGACAUCGCGUGGAGUACCCUGGGUGGCCAUCCUGACCUCCAACCUCUGGGGCUUUCUAUGCCUGAUGAACAGGAAACUCACCGCCGGCCAAGUCUUCUCGUACAUGACCAGCGUGGGCGGCACGGCGGCCUACAUCGCCUGGGCGGCCAUCAUCUUCACGCACCUGCAGAUCCGGGCCGCGGCCAAGAAACAAGGCAUCGACGUGAAAACGUUCCCCUACAGGGCCUUUGGGAGCAUCUGGAUCUACCGGCUCAACUUUGCGUUCAACAUCUUCCUCCUCUUCAUCCAGGGGUACACGGUCUUCAAGCACCCCUUUAACUGGCGGUCGUUUAUUGCGUGCUACAUCACCAUCCCGACGUUUUUCAUCUUGUUCUUCGGCUUCAAGCUGUAUUACAAAACACACUGGGUUCGUCUGCACGAGGUUGACUUCUCGGACCGUCGGGAAUGGAUUGCACCGGCGUCGAAAGCCUCGUAUGAUUCUAGGUCGUGGAAGAGGAAGCUGUGGGAUCUGUUCAAGGAUUAG
Fonsecaea nubica is the source of this 1665-nucleotide messenger RNA. RefSeq lists its product as hypothetical. The record is from RefSeq and is a predicted model, not a curated record. Gene Ontology annotation, molecular function: amino acid transmembrane transporter activity. The transcript is spliced from 8 exons. Bases 1 to 1665 code for a protein of 554 amino acids. Gene Ontology annotation, biological process: amino acid transmembrane transport. NCBI's taxonomy places the organism in Eukaryota, Fungi, Ascomycota, Eurotiomycetes, Chaetothyriales, Herpotrichiellaceae. Gene Ontology annotation, cellular component: membrane.